Messenger RNA from Misgurnus anguillicaudatus (oriental weatherfish), 1513 nucleotides. The record is from RefSeq and is a predicted model, not a curated record. Lineage: Eukaryota; Metazoa; Chordata; Actinopteri; Cypriniformes; Cobitidae.
AGAAUGAAAUGUUUUUGUUGUGAUAGCGCAUGUUCUUUUUUUAACAGGACGCUUGUUAUGACGGUGACGCAAGGGCGUAAUGGCGUCAUCACGCUUAUCAAGGUGACGCAAAGGCGUAAUGGCGGCAUCUGCUUUCAGAAUGCUGCGACAGGUGGGCAGACAGCUGUCUCGCUCGCGUGCAGCUAUGAGACUCUUGUGUUCACAUGCAAACAGCUGCGCAGGCGCCUUUUCUCCACUGCAGAGCUUCUCAGAAGAGGAGGCCAUGAUGAGAGAUGCAGUGAAGAAAUUCUCUCAGGAACGCAUCGCACCGCUCGUGUCCAACAUGGACGAAAAGUCCGCCAUGGACGCAGAACUGAUCGGGUCUCUGUUUGAGCAGGGCUUAAUGGGAAUUGAGAUCGGUACGGAAUACGGCGGCACGGGUUCCUCCUUCUUCACGUCCAUCCUGGUGAUUGAGGAGCUGGCUAAGGUGGAUCCGUCUGUGGCCGUGCUGUGUGACAUUCAGAACACGCUCAUAAACACGCUGCUGACAAACCUGGGCACCGAGGAGCAGAAGGAGCGAUAUCUCCCUCGACUCGCCAGCGACACGGUGGGCAGCUUUUGCUUGUCAGAGGCCGAGUCAGGCAGUGACGCCUUCUCUCUGAAGACUAAAGCGGAGAAACACAAAGACUAUUACAUCAUCAACGGCUCUAAGAUGUGGAUUAGUAACGCAGAACAUGCCGGAGUGUUUCUGGUCAUGGCCAACGCGGACCCUGCAGCUGGUUACAGGGGCAUCAGCUGUUUCAUAGUGGACAGAGAUACUGAUGGUCUUCACAUCGGGAAGAAGGAAAAUAAGUUGGGUCUGCGAGCUUCAUCCACGUGUCCUCUGAAUUUCGACAAUAUGAAGGUUCACGAGAAGAACGUUUUGGGAAAGAUUGGUCACGGUUAUAAAUACGCUAUUGGAAUGCUGAAUGGAGGCAGGAUCGGUAUCGCAGCACAGAUGCUCGGUCUGGCUGAAGGCUGUUUCGAUCACGCAGUUUCAUACACCAGACAGCGGGUUCAGUUUGGCAAACGGAUCUUUGACUUUCAGGGAAUGCAGCAUCAGAUCGCUCACGUGGCCACUCAGCUGGAAGCCGCUCGGCUGUUAACCUAUAACGCGGCUCGGCUGAAGGAGGCGGGACGCCCGUUCAUCAAAGAGGCCUGCAUGGCCAAAUACUUUGCCUCUGAGGUGGCCACGCUCACCACGUCAAAAUGCAUCGAGUGGAUGGGCGGAGUGGGUUUCACUAAGGAUUAUCCCAUCGAGAAGUAUUACAGAGACUGUAAAAUAGGAACCAUUUAUGAAGGAACAACAAACAUUCAGCUGAGCACAAUGGCUAAGAUGAUUGAUCGGGAGUACGACGCAUAAAUUCGCCGUGAAUCGAUGGUUUGUGAAAGACUGUGGCUAGUUAAUAUACAUGUUACUCAAAACUAAACACACCUCAAAUGAUGCACUUCACUCUUAGGUUUUCAUUUUAAAAUAAAAUAAUAAUUAAACUGA